GGGAGGCUGUCGACUACUGAAUCAGCCACAUCGGUAGCUUGCUAGCCGACAUAAAACCGAAUAAUUGAAGCUACUUUGACUAUUUUGUUUAUAUUAAUAGGUGUUUUAGACACAAUUAUUUGUACGUAUAUAGGAGUUAACUUAACGUACUUGUUUAAUGUAUUAAUUUGUUCAGAUUGAUUUGAUUCUGAGCCUAGCACUAGGCUAGUCGCUAAUGCUACCUAGCUAGCUAACGUCCCUUACCAUGAGCUCACUAAGCUACUCGCCCCUUGCUAAAGAAGAAGAUAUCUACUGGACGGAGAAAGGAGCUCUGGAGCUGAACAUUGUCGUAAAAGAAGAAGAUGAUAAUAUUACAGUGAAAGAAGAAGAAGCUUUCAGAAUAAAACAGGAGGAAAUCACACCGACAGAAGAACAGGAGGAUGUUGUCUUGAAAAAAGAGGAAGAUCUUUUUGGAGUGAAAGAGGAAGAGGGGAUAGAGGCUGUCACAGUGGAAGAGGAAGAGGUAGAAGCUUUCAGAAUUAAACAGGAGGAAGAUGAGGAUGUUGUCGUGGAAGAACCUUUUAGAGAGGAAGAGGACGAUAUCUCAAUGAAGGUAAAGGAUGAAGAUGUUUUGGGAGUGAAAGAGGAGGAAGGAGAGGAAGAGGAGACUGAAGAUCUGAUUAACACCAAAGAGAGACCCGACUCAGAGGAACCAGAGACGUCUGAACCAACGAGACGACACCACUGUUCCCAGUGUGGAAAGAGUUUUAACCAUUUAGGGAAUCUUAAAAACCACAAGAGAACACAUGCAGAGAAGAAGUCUUACAACUGCUCUCAGUGUGGAAUGAGUUUUACCCGGUUAGGGAACCUAAAAUCUCAUGAGAGAAUACACACAGGAGAUAAGCCUUACCACUGCUUCCAGUGUGGAAAGAGAUUUAUCGAGCCAGCACAACUGAAAGUUCAUUGGAGAAAACACACAGGGGAAAAACCAUUUCAAUGCUCUCAGUGUGGAAAUACAUUUUCCCGAUCAGGGGACCUGAAAUCACACGAGAGAACACACACAGGGGAAAAGCCGUACCACUGUUCCCAUUGUGAAAAGAGUUUCAGUUGGUCAGGGCAACUGAAAGAGCAUAAGAGAAUACACACAGGUGAAAAGCCAUUCCAAUGCUCGCAGUGUGGAAAGAGUUUUACUCGGAUUGGGAACCUGAGAACACAUGAGAGAAUACACACAGGAGCGAAGCCUUUCCAAUGCUCUCAGUGUGGAAAGAGUUUUACCCAAUUAAGGAGCCUGAAAAGUCAUGAGAGGGCACACACAGGGGAGUAGCCUUUCCAAUGAUCUCAGUGUGGAAAUGGUUUUACCCGGUUAGGGUACCUGAAAACACAUGAGGUGACACACAAAGGAGGGUAGCCUCACCUCUGCUCCCAGUGUGGAAAGAGUUUUACCCAAUUAAGGAGCCUGAAAGAGCAUGAGAGAAUAUAUACUCUUCAUGUCACUACUCAUUGUGGAAAUACAUGUUCUGGCUUAUGGUUUUGACUGAGAAUUUGUGUUUUUGUCAUGAAAUCUAAUUGUAUAUAUUUAAUCAUACUCACAAAUAGGUCUACAUUUGUUUUUUUAUUUUUGAGAUUCUUCAAAGUAUCCACCCUUUGCCUUGAUGACAGCUUUGCACACUC
This is a messenger RNA of Oncorhynchus tshawytscha (Chinook salmon), 1650 nucleotides long. Its product is annotated as zinc finger protein 436. Gene Ontology annotation, molecular function: RNA polymerase II cis-regulatory region sequence-specific DNA binding; DNA-binding transcription factor activity. The transcript is spliced from 2 exons. The coding region runs from base 245 to 1303 and encodes 352 amino acids. Gene Ontology annotation, biological process: regulation of transcription by RNA polymerase II. The record is from RefSeq and is a predicted model, not a curated record. Lineage: Eukaryota; Metazoa; Chordata; Actinopteri; Salmoniformes; Salmonidae.